Wickerhamiella sorbophila is the source of this 1017-nucleotide messenger RNA. Its product is annotated as Allantoicase. Gene Ontology annotation, biological process: allantoin catabolic process. Gene Ontology annotation, molecular function: allantoicase activity. The record is from RefSeq and is a predicted model, not a curated record. The transcript has a single exon. Bases 1 to 1017 code for a protein of 338 amino acids. Lineage: Eukaryota; Fungi; Ascomycota; Dipodascomycetes; Dipodascales; Trichomonascaceae.
AUGCCUUCACGCCAAGUAUCUCAAGAAGAGUUCGAAAAGCUUACCUCCGCCUAUGUCAAUGUCACCAAUGACCGUCUUGGCGGCCGCGUCUGUGGCCUAAGUGACCAGUGGUUCGCAGAGGCCUCCAACCUUAUCAAGGACACCCCGCCUGUUGUCGAAGUCCGCUUUGUCGCCACGGGCCGCUGGUAUGACGGCUGGGAGACUCGUCGCCACAACCCCGAGCCUAGCGACUGGGUUGUGCUGCAAUUAGGUGUCAGCUCUGCUAAGCUCUAUGGCUGCGAGAUCGACACUACGUUCUUCACUGGUAACUACGCUCCUGCUAUCUCGGUCGAGGGUGCCGUCAUCAACAACGCAAACGAGCUGGACGGCGCCGAGUGGGAGACUGUUAUUGACAAGUUCGAGUGCGGCCCUAGCCAGCGCCAGUUCUUUGUUCGUGAUGCUAUCACCAACACUGCGUACACCCACGUGAGACUGCAUAUGUAUCCCGAUGGUGGUAUUGCCCGUUUCCGCAUGUUUGGCGAGCCCAUUCCCGUGUUCCCCAAAGACAAGAACCAGGUCAUUGACAUGGCUGCGGUUGCUAAUGGUGGUGUGGCCAUUGCCUGCUCGGAUCAGCACUUCAGCUCCGCAGACAACCUCCUGCUGCCUGGCCGUGGCCUUGACAUGUCUGAUGGCUGGGAGACUGCUCGUUCUCGUACUCCUGGCCAUGUCGACUGGGCCGUCAUCAAGCUUGGUGCCCCCACCCUUGUCGACCACGUUCUUAUCGACACUGCCUUCUUCCUUGGCAACUUCCCCCAGCAUAUCGAGAUUCAUGCUCUCAACGCUGCCAACUCUAAAGACCUUUCUGUCAACAGUGCCGACUGGAAGCCUCUGGUUGGCAAGACGAAGACCGGUCCUAAUCAGGAGCACAAACUGACCGGCCCCCAACUUCUUUCUGCUGAGCCCAUCACUCACGUUAAACUUGUUAUCAUCCCUGACGGUGGUGUUAAGCGUUUGCGUGUCUUUGGUCGCAGAGCUUAA